AUGCCCCCUCUUACACUGACGCCCGCCGAGGUAUCAAAACAUAAUCACCUCGACGACCUCUGGCUCGCCAUCAACGGCGCCGUCUACGACUUCACAGACUUUGUCCGCGAACACCCAGGCGGCAUCGCCGUGAUUCUCAAGUGCGCAGGCAAGGACGCCACAGAAGUCUACUCUGAAGUUCACGGGCCCAACCUGGUCAAGUCGACCAUCCCCACCUCGCACCACAAGGGCGUCCUACCCCCGGGAGCCAUCAUGGCGAAGCCUCAACCUCACAAGUGGCCACAGCAGCAACAAGAACCGUCCCACAAACAAGACAGCCAAACACCACCACCGCCAACCAUGCCCUCAAAACCUCCCCUCACCACCCUCAUAAGCGCCCACGACUUCGAAUCCGCAGCCUCCACCUCCUUCUCCCCCAAAGCCUGGGCCUUCGUCUCCUCCGCCGCAACAGACCUCCACACGAAAACCCGCAACGCGAGCCUCUACUCCCAAAUCGGCCUUCGCCCCCGCGUCCUCGUCGACGUCGCCGCUGUUUCCACCGCGACAACCAUGCUCUCCCACCCGAUGCGCGCCCCCAUCUUCUGCCCGCCCACCGCAAUGGCCCGCCUCGUCCACCCCGAAGGCGAAAAGGAACUCGGCCGCGCCUGCAAAUCCGCCGGCGUCCCGCAGUGCGUCUCCGUCUCCGCCUCGUUUCCGCUCGAGGACAUCCUCGCCGCCCAGCGCGAGCACAACCCCGCCACCAAACCUCCCUACGACGUCCCCGUCUUCUUCCAGCUCUACGUCGACAAGAACCGCGCCAACUCGGAACGCCUACUGCGCUCCGCCCAAGCGCAGGGCGUAAAAGCCCUCUUCCUCACAAUCGACGCCCCCAUCCCGGGCAAACGCGAGGCCGACGAGCGCGUAGCCUCCGACGAGUCCCUGGGCUCCCCCAUCUCCGGCGCCCGCGCCGUCAACGACGCCAAAGGCGGCGCCCUCGGCCGCAUCAUGGGCAGCUAUAUCGACGCCUCGGUAAACUGGUCCGACAUUGCCUGGCUGCGCCGCACCGUCCCCGGCCUCCCCAUCGUCCUCAAGGGCGUGCAGACGUGGAUGGACGCCGAGCGGGCCGUCGAGGCCGGCGUCGAGGCCAUUGUCCUCUCCAACCAUGGCGGGCGGAGCCUCGAUACCUCCCCGGCGACCAUCAUGGUGCUGCUGGAGCUGCAGAAGAAUUGCCCGCACGUGUUUGACAGGGUCGAGGUGUACGUGGACGGCGGCGUCUCGCGCGGGACGGAUAUCUUCAAGGCCUUGUGUCUUGGUGCCAAGGCCGUGGGUGUUGGGAGGGGGUUGCUGUACGGGCUUAAUUAUGGUGCCGAGGGCGUGGAGCGAUACAUUGAGAUCCUGCGAGACGAACUGGAGACAACAAUGAAAAUGUGCGGCGUCACAAAUCUAAACCAAGUCCACCCGGGUUUCCUCAAUACCUUGGCCGUGGACCACCUUAUCCCGGGACGACAGGGAAACCCAAAUACACCCUGGCGCCGUGACUUACACAGCAAGCUGUAA
Molecule: messenger RNA, 1536 nt
Organism: Colletotrichum fioriniae
Lineage: Eukaryota; Fungi; Ascomycota; Sordariomycetes; Glomerellales; Glomerellaceae
Molecular function (GO): heme binding; oxidoreductase activity
Source: RefSeq, a predicted model, not a curated record